Messenger RNA from Danio rerio (zebrafish), 1474 nucleotides. NCBI's taxonomy places the organism in Eukaryota, Metazoa, Chordata, Actinopteri, Cypriniformes, Danionidae. The record is from RefSeq and is a predicted model, not a curated record.
CAGCAUCCACUGCAGCUUUAGUAACUCAUAAACACUACAGACAGAGAAGCGACGGGACAGAACAGACCCCACUCAUUUCACCUGUGAUACUGCUGCACAAAACAGUUACGCUGGAAUUUUCGGAGACCGACUCGGACAUGUCCUAUGUCUUCAUCAAUGACUCGUCGCAGACCAGUGUCCCGCUCCUGCAGGCUUGUAUUGAUGGGGACCUGAGUUUCGCCAGGCGUCUGCUGGAGACCGGCUGUGACCCCAACAUCCGGGACCACCGAGGCCGCACGGGUCUUCAUCUGGCAGCGGCGCGGGGUAAUGUGGACAUCUGCCGAUUCCUGCACAAGUUUGGGGCAGACCUACUGGCCACUGACUAUCAGGGCAACACGGCGCUGCACCUGUGCGGGCACGUGGACACCAUUCAGUUCCUCGUCUCCAAUGGCCUCAAAAUAGAUAUUUGUAACCACAACGGCUCGACCCCACUCGUGCUGGCCAAGAGGAGAGGGGUAAAUAAAGAUGCCAUCCGGCUGCUGGAAGGUCUAGAAGAGCAAGAGGUCAAAGGCUUCAACAGAGGAGCUCACUCCAAACUAGAAGCCAUGCAGAUGGCUGAGAGCGAGAGUGCAAUGGAGAGCCAUUCGCUGCUGAACCCAAACCUGCAGAACAGUGAGGGUGUGCUGUCCAGCUUCCGCUCCACCUGGCAAGAGUUCGUUGAGGAUUUGGGCUUCUGGAGGGUCCUGCUGUUGCUGGUGGUCAUCGCCCUGCUAUCUCUGGGCAUUGCUUACUAUGUUAGCGGCGUUCUGCCCUUUUCUGCCAGUCAGCUGGAGUUGGUCCACUGAGAGACAGGUGGUGUUGUUUUAUCUCGGGACUGGAGUCAAACUUUGAACUAAAAAGGAGUUUUGAGGGGACACUGAAGGUUCCUUAUAGUACAAGAUUAGCUCUGAUGUGAAGUUUAGAAAUGAUCUUGUCAUUCUCACAGGUGAGGUCGAGUGGAGACAUGAUGAUGAUGAUGAUGAUGAUGAUGGCUGCAGUAUAAAGGAACACUGAAAGGUAAAGGUUCAGGUAUUAUGGGGGAAAUGGUAAAGAUUUCUUAAAUACACUCUAAGUGAUGUAAACCCAUUUCUCACAGAUCCUCCCACAACAGUAGACACAUGCACUUGCGUUGAUGUAUACAACAUUAGAUGAUUGUUGUAGGCUAGAUCAGACAUGAAGUAUUAAUAUUUGAUUAUUUCCCUUGGCCAUCACCUUUGUUUUUGUCUGUAUAUGAAGUCACUGUUGUGAAAGUAUGAACAGACACUAUAUAUGCUUAUUUAUUUAUCGCUAUUCAUUUGUCAUUACAUAGAAUAUUGUAAGUAAAACAAGUAAUGAUAUGUAAAAUGGUACAUAAAUCGCUAAAUGGCCAACAAGAUCCUGUUUGUGUUUAAAUGGUCUUUUACGUUUAAAAAAAAGUCUUCAUACAAAUAAACAGAAAUGUUUUUUCUUCAUAAAA